AUGGACUACAUAAACGCACACUUCGUGUCUCUAGGGGACUUGGACGAUGUGGACGACCAUAUUACGAGACUCAACGACCGGUUGGCGCAAAUCCAGAAUAUCAUAAAGGAGAAGACAUCGGGAGUUCCAGAUAGUGUUCCUGAAUCGACCUCGAGGCUUCUUGAACAGCUAGAAGCGCUGGACCCGACUCAAUUGAGGGAAUUGGUGCUGGAGCACGGAACAGAGGGUGUCAAGGAGAGACUACAGAAGCUCUGGGAUGAAAAGAGCCUGAUUGAAACGCUGCAAGAGGCAUUGGUCUCGGGUGCUGAGCUAGAGAAACUGCUCGAUAACGCUCUGGCGCUUGGUUUGGACGAUUUGAAGGUAUACGCUGAUCGGGUGGCUGAAAUUGACCAGUUUGAUAUUAAGGAGCUUCUAGAAGCUAAGUUGCUUCAGGUUAUUUUGCAAAGGAAGGAAACGUUGGUGCCUAAGCUUGAUGGUCUCUUGCUGGAGAUCAAGUGGCUUUCACCGAAAGAACAGGUAUCCGUGCCUUCUUCUACGAUGAAGGAAAUUACAGGUACUUUGGCUGAACUUGUGGAUCUUCAGGCUAUUUCAGAUACUCCACAUUACCCUGAUGUGUGGUGGGCUUUAGAGAUCCUCGUGAAACCGUUUGUGGUUCGUUUCAACUACCAUUUCUCCCAGGCCUCGGAAACAAACCGUAUGUCUCGUCCAGAAUGGGCCCUCAACUAUGUGGAGAAGUUUUUUGCUGAUUACAUUCCAUCAAUUGAGCUUGUGUUGGGAGAUACGUUCCUUAAACAUGGCCGUAUUGGCGUGUUUGAAGUUAUCACAGCAGCUCUUGUGCCUGUUAGGGAAAAAAUCUCUGGCAUGACCCAGCUGCUCAAUUCGCAUAUUGAAAAGGCCAAUGAGGAGGAUGACUUGGUAGCGCUCGAGAAGUACGGCAGAGUUCUUUCACAUCUUAUCUUUGAAAUGGCUUCUUUUGACCAGAGACUUCGUAACAACUAUAAAUACAACCCUCAUGUGGAGAGCUUUGAAAGCGCCCCAGAAAGAAAGUGGUUGGGUCUCACUGGUGAUACCUUUAUGGGCUCUUCAAGCAAGGACAGUCCUGUGGUGACCAACUGGCUCAACUUGGAGCUUCAACUUGCAAAGAAAAGAUUUGAUUCUGAUAUCAUUGGAGCUGCAGAUGCAUUCAGUAUUGAUUACGAGUUUGAUGCUUCUUCGGCAAAUCCUCAUAAUGUUCUCAAACCAAGCUACUCCGCAUACGCCUUGGUGAAGCUCUUCGAUAACUUGACCACUCAUUUCAAAACACUCAGCAUUGUCAAGUAUCAACUCAAAUAUGUGUCGAACAUUCAGCUUACAUUCCUCGAUGAAUACUUGAAAGCCCUAGAAAACACAUUCAAGGCGUUUAAUGAAUCCUUGAGCUCAAAGUUGAUUGCCAACUUCCUACCGGGAACGACCAAGCCAGAUACUACGACUACGACGCCAGUUGUUGUCAAUAAUGGUCUUAAAGGUUUGGAAAUGCUUACCGGUAUUUACUGCUCUUUGAAGUUCGUCAUUCAGCAUAUGGAGCAAUGGAGUGGAGAGCUCUUGUUUGUUCAACUCUGGAACUUCUACAAGACAAUUGCAACCAACAAGGUCAAGGACGACUCUAUCUUCAGUUCCAGUCUUGAUGAAUAUAAUGCAAUGCUCAAGCGAGUAUUCUCAAAAUAUGAAGAGUUCUUCAAGAAGGAAAUCCGUGCUGCGCUUAAACAGUUUGUGAACUCUGGAGUGUGGGUGAUCGAUGAUGAAAGCCACAAGAACCAGCCAUCGCCCCAACUUUCCAAUUUCAUUACCAUUGUUCCAGCAUACAUGUCGUUCCUCAGAAGAGCGCUUCCUGAGGCAGACUACUUCCUUGUCACCAGCAAAGUGUGUGAUUCAUUUGCCAGAAUCUUCCAAGAAUACGUGGUUACCAACAACCAGUUCAACGCCAAUGGAGUUGAGCAGCUCAAGACAGAUUUCGACUGUCUCGUGAGCCAUUUGUCUGGUCCUCUCUUGCUUAACAGUGAGCACCCACUCUUCACCAACCUAAGCAACAGAAACUACAAAAAGGUGCUCCAGUCUCUUGAAAUGCUAAGCACGCUCGAUGUAAGCACAGCCAAGACGCUUCGAGGAAAUGCCGUUGACCCUUCACAUAUCAGAGAAAGGUUCGAAAACAGACUCGACUGUUUGACCGAUCGUGAGAUCAACGACUUGCUUUUCAGAAUUGUAUAG
This is a messenger RNA of Candidozyma haemuli, 2244 nucleotides long. It is a transcript of the gene TIP20, whose product is annotated as Tip20p. Gene Ontology annotation, cellular component: Dsl1/NZR complex. The record is from RefSeq and is a predicted model, not a curated record. The coding region runs from base 1 to 2244 and encodes 747 amino acids. Lineage: Eukaryota; Fungi; Ascomycota; Pichiomycetes; Serinales; Metschnikowiaceae. The transcript has a single exon. Gene Ontology annotation, biological process: regulation of ER to Golgi vesicle-mediated transport; retrograde vesicle-mediated transport, Golgi to endoplasmic reticulum; endoplasmic reticulum to Golgi vesicle-mediated transport.